Grammomys surdaster is the source of this 3864-nucleotide messenger RNA. RefSeq names its product DEAD-box helicase 54 (gene Ddx54). Gene Ontology annotation, molecular function: RNA binding; RNA helicase activity; ATP binding. Bases 6 to 2630 code for a protein of 874 amino acids. The transcript is spliced from 20 exons. The record is from RefSeq and is a predicted model, not a curated record. NCBI's taxonomy places the organism in Eukaryota, Metazoa, Chordata, Mammalia, Rodentia, Muridae. Gene Ontology annotation, cellular component: nucleus.
CCCGCAUGGCUGCCGGCAGACUCGUGGGUCCUGGCUCCCGGUCGCGUCCCGCCAUGGCGCCGUGGAAGAAGAAGAGGCUGCGGAAACGCCGAACUGGGGCUUCCCAGGCCCGCGACAGCGAUUCGGAGGACGGCGAGUUCGAGAUCCAGGCUGAGGAUGACGCCCGGGCGCGGAAGCUGGGCCCUGGCAGAGCCUUGCCCUCAUUUCCUACCUCAGAGUGCGUAUCGGAUGUGGAGCCCGACACCCGGGAGAUGGUGCGAGCCCAGAACAAGAAGAAGAAGAAGUCUGGAGGCUUCCAGUCCAUGGGCUUGAGUUACCCUGUAUUCAAGGGGAUCAUGAAAAAGGGCUACAAGGUGCCAACGCCCAUCCAGAGAAAGACUAUCCCCGUGAUCUUGGACCGCAAGGACGUGGUGGCCAUGGCCCGGACGGGCAGCGGCAAGACGGCCUGCUUCCUCCUGCCGAUGUUUGAGCGGCUGAAGGCACACAGCGCACAGACGGGGGCUCGGGCCCUCAUCCUCUCACCCACCCGGGAGCUGGCCCUGCAGACCAUGAAGUUCACCAAGGAGCUGGGCAAGUUCACCGGCCUCAAGACCGCCCUGAUCCUGGGUGGAGACAAAAUGGAGGACCAGUUUGCAGCCCUGCACGAGAACCCUGACAUAAUCAUCGCCACCCCUGGGCGCCUUGUGCAUGUGGCUGUGGAGAUGAACUUAAAGCUUCAGAGUGUGGAGUAUGUGGUUUUCGACGAAGCAGACAGGCUCUUUGAGAUGGGCUUUGCCGAGCAGCUGCAGGAGAUCAUAGGCCGCCUGCCUGGAGGCCACCAGACGGUGCUGUUCUCAGCCACACUGCCCAAACUGCUGGUGGAAUUUGCACGGGCAGGCCUCACAGAGCCCGUGCUCAUCCGCCUGGACGUAGACGCCAAGCUCAAUGAGCAGCUCAAGACCUCCUUCCUCCUCGUGCGUGAGGACAGCAAGGCUGCUGUGCUCCUCUACCUGCUGCACAAUGUCGUUCGGCCCCAGGACCAGACCGUGGUGUUCGUAGCCACAAAGCACCAUGCGGAGUACCUCACAGAGCUGCUGACGGGCCAGGGUGUGAGCUGCGCCCACAUCUACAGUGCCUUGGACCAGACGGCCCGCAAGAUCAACUUGGCAAAGUUUACACACAACAAAUGCUCCACCCUCAUCGUGACUGACCUGGCCGCCCGGGGCCUGGAUAUCCCACUGCUGGACAACGUCAUCAACUACAGCUUCCCUGCCAAGGGCAAGCUCUUCCUGCACCGAGUGGGCCGUGUGGCCCGAGCAGGCCGAAGUGGCACAGCCUAUUCCUUGGUGGCCCCAGACGAGGUCCCCUACCUGCUUGACCUACACCUGUUCCUGGGCCGCUCUGUCACCCUAGCCCGGCCUCAUGAGGAGCCUUCAGGCGCGGCUGCCAGGGACGGAGUGCUGGGUCGGGUACCACAGAGUAUAGUGGAUGACGAGGACAGCAGCCUGCAGACCGCCAUGGAGGCAUCACUGGACCUUCAGUGCCUGCAGCGUGUGGCCAACAACUCUCAGCAGCAGUAUGUGCGCUCACGCCCGGCGCCCUCGCCUGAGUCCAUCAAGAGAGCGAAGGAACUGGACCUGGCUGAGCUGGGCUUGCACCCACUCUUCAGCUCGUGCUUUGAGGAGGGAGAGCUGCAGCGACUCAGGCUGGUGGACAGCAUCAAAAACUAUCGCGCGCGCACAACCAUCUUUGAGAUCAAUGCCUCCAGCAAGGACCCAAGCAGCCAGAUGAUGCGAGCCAAGCGGCAGAGGGACCGAAAAGCUAUUGCCAGCUUCCAGCAGGGGCGUCAGGAAAGGCAGGAAGGCCCGGCUGGCCCAGUCCCCCAGAAGGAGCUGCCUCAGAAGGAAGAGGAAGAGGAGGACAUGGUUGAGACUGUAGAGGGUGUCUUCACAGAGGUUGUGGGCCAGAAACGGUCAAGGCCAGGACCCAGCCAAGGAGCCAAGCGGCGGAGGAAGGAGGCCUGUCAGCGAGACCAGGAGUUUUACGUCCCCUACCGGCCCAAGGAUUUCGACAGUGAGCGGGGGCUGAGUGUCAGCGGGGCUGGGGGGGCCUUCGAGCAGCAGGUGGCUGGUGCUGUCCUCGACCUGAUGGGGGAUGAAGCGCAGAACAUGAGCCGGGGUCGGCAGCAGCUCAAGUGGGACCGGAAGAAGAAACGGUUUGUGGGGCAGUCAGGCCAAGAGGACAAGAAAAAGAUCAAGACAGAGAGUGGCCGGUAUAUCAGCAGCUCUUACAAGCGCGACCUCUACCAGAAGUGGAAGCAGAAGCAGAAAAUUGAUGACCGGGACUCCGAGGAAGAAGGGUCAUCCAACCAGCGAGGCCCUGGGCCCCGCAGAGGUGGAAAGCGAGGUCGUAGUCAAGGUGCAUCCCUUCCCCGAGCGUCCAGUGUACCCACAGGCCGCAUGCGGUCGGAACUCAAGACCAAGGAACAGAUCCUCAAGCAGCGCCGGCAAGCCCAGAAGCAGCGCUUCCUGCAGCGAGGGGGCCUGAAGCAGCUUUCAGCACGCAACCGCCGCCGAGCCCAGGAGCUGCGCCAGGGUGCCUUUGGCCGGGGUGCCCCCUCCAGGAAGGGCAAGAUGAGGAAAAGGAUGUAAAGAGCCAGACUUAGCCCUGGGGCUUCCCAGUAGCCCGAGUGUGGCCAUCAGGGACGUAUUUCCAUGUGCUGUUGGCAGAUCCGUCCACAAGAGGCAGUGUCUAUGGGGAGCAGUGCCGUAUAGCCACAGAAAGCGACAGCUGCUUUUGACUGGGACACUGGAUGAACACUUAAAGGAUGCAUAGGAGUCUAGCUACGCAGAGCAGGCAUGAGUUCAAGUCCUGAGCCUGCAAGUCAGCCGGGUUCAGAGAUCAGGGCCAUGUGGAUGCCCCUGACCCCGUAUUGGGUUUCAGUGUAAUAAACUUUACAUUGCGUCUAGUAGACCAGGAGUGUCUAGCUUCCUUAGGCUGUUGGAAGGUAUCUCAGACAUUGUCAAGGCUGAGACAGGUGGCCGCUGAGGUGAGGAAGAUGAGACUGGAUCCAGUCACCCGCCUGAGGUAGCUCAGGAUUGCUGCAGGGCGGAGGAAGGCUGUGGUGGCAUUGCCCUUCAGCACGUGGAAGAGAGAACCAGCCGGCACCAUCCUUCAGGGCCUCCAUUCUGCGGUGGCUUUCCCCACCUCUUGCUUGAGGAUGCGGGGAGGGGUAAGGGGGGGUCAAGCAUCCUCUAGCAGCUGGACCUCAGUGCAGGCCAGACACACACUGUUGGGCCCGAAGAGCAGAUGGUACCAACAAUCACCUGCUCCCCAGACCCAAUGUACAUAGCAAGUGGCCAUCUUGGAGUGCACCAGCCCAGUCUGAGCUUGUCCAAUGCCCCCAGCCAGCUGGGAGAGGCCUGUCCCCAGCCUGUUGUGGUGGAUGGAGUGACCAGCCCAGCUGUCAACCCCAUUGUCUACUUAAAACUGAGUUCAUACUGAGUGUCCUGUGGAAGGCUCCCCAUGGCGUGAGCCUUCUUGCCCAGGAGAAAGGAUAUUCAGAGAGCGGUUGUGUUGAGCCUGUACACCAACAAAUGUGGGACUUGGUCCUCAAGUCCCCUUCACUGUUCGCCUGGCUUAAGAGUAGGCGUGGGCUUAGCCUGGGGACAGUUGGCCAGUGUGGCUGAGGCGUUCAUGAUAAACAGCUUCACCUGGGGACAGGGAUGACAUGGGCAGAUUACAUCCUCUCCUCACCCCCACAAAGGGAGGUCCAGAGCAGGGGUGAGCCUGGAAACCCCACUGGAGGGGCACUGAAUCGUGUCUAGUCCAGCCUAUUAAAAGUUUCCUUUGUUGUGUUUAUUGGUAAAGUACAACUCAAACUUG